AUGUCCUCCCACGCGGCUACGCACGAAAAGACUACCCACCCUCACUCUCAAGCUCCCCCCAACCCCACGGACGAACAAGCCAACACAAAGUCCUACGCAUCAUCCGACCCUACCACACACCCGGAGGCCAAACCGACCACCAAAUUGACGGGCGACCUCAAGGGCGCUGUCCACGGCGUGGCAGGGAGCCUCCAGGCCGCGGCGGGCACGGCACUGCGCAACAAGGACAUGGCGGAGAAAGGAUUCGAGAAGAUGAAUGCCGAGGAUUCCAGGCUGGCUGCAAAGACUGGCAAACCGCCCGUCGGUUCUGAGACGAGGGAAGAGACCGUGCCAACUCAAGCUCCCGAGCAGGCUCAAGGCCUACAUGCCACGGCACCGGCACAGGGCCGCAGUGAGAUCUGA
This is a messenger RNA of Capronia epimyces CBS 606.96, 402 nucleotides long. RefSeq lists its product as uncharacterized. The record is from RefSeq and is a predicted model, not a curated record. Lineage: Eukaryota; Fungi; Ascomycota; Eurotiomycetes; Chaetothyriales; Herpotrichiellaceae. The transcript has a single exon. Bases 1 to 402 code for a protein of 133 amino acids.